AUGCCGAUCUUGACCAGGGCGACGAAGGCUGCUGCUACCAUGACGACGCUGGAAGGUCAGACUGUCUCGCCGGUGGAGCCGACGGCUGGCGUGGAAGUGGGUGCUGGAUCCUCCACUGCUUCUGCGGUUGAAGGCCAAGUGGCUCCGUCAGCUCCGUUGGCUUCAGGGUCGCGUGUGCUGGAGCCGGUGGCGCCGACGUCCGCGGAACCAUCUGCACUUGCUCCUGCUGGAGGGGAAGAUGAUGAAGAUGAUGAUGACGAUGGUUACUUAAGCGAUGACUCGGACGAGGGCAUUGAAGUGCAAACCAAGGGUGCGCUGGCGGCUAAGGCGCGCGUCACGCUGACGCUCAUGAUCCCGUUCGAGCUGGCAAAGGAGAUGCCUGCGGUGAAGCCUUCGGUGAAAGCCUUGCUGGUCUUCUUACGGAAAAAGCUGUCGGACAAGGCCCUUGACGAGAUCGCAUUUCAGUUCCGACCGGCCUCCCUCCAGUCGGCAGGGGUGGUGAGGAAGAUUCUCCGCGACCCUGCGUUGGUCCUUAUCUCGACGGGAGCCAAUGUGGAGGAAUGA
Closterium sp. Naga37s-1 is the source of this 564-nucleotide messenger RNA. Lineage: Eukaryota; Viridiplantae; Streptophyta; Zygnematophyceae; Desmidiales; Closteriaceae. The record is from the annotation of a GenBank genome assembly.